AUGACGCGGCUGCCGCGGGAGGAGGUGGCUUCGAUCCUUUCCAGUCGGAUCCAUCCCGAUCGUGCCCCUUCUUUCUUCAAGGCACUGAAGCUCCAAAACCCCGACCUGAUUCCUUCUCCGGAAGAGGAGAUGGACAAGCUGAAGGUGAAGCGGUAUGCUAAUGCGCGCGGGUACUACGAGGCUGUAGAGGAAUUCAUCAAAUUUCAGGCCUGGGUAAGAAGUGAGUACGCCAAGAAUGGCUACGUCGAGAUCGAUGAGGACUACCUCGCUCACAGGUCCGAGAUCCAAGCAUGUAGCGACAGAGCACGGGAUGCUGCAUUCAGAGCAAUCGGCUUUUCUCAUGAAGCCGAAGAGCUCAAGAAUCAGUUUAGGAGGAGACAGUGA
Messenger RNA from Triticum turgidum subsp. durum (durum wheat), 384 nucleotides. The record is from the annotation of a GenBank genome assembly. NCBI's taxonomy places the organism in Eukaryota, Viridiplantae, Streptophyta, Magnoliopsida, Poales, Poaceae.